GCUGCAUUGCCACCCUCGAGCUGCACAAAGAAAAAUAAUUUACUCGCCAGCAGCCCAUUGGCGUUUUUUCAUUUUUUAAAGUGUACUUAAGAGUUGUUAAUAUUUUUCGCAGUGCUCGGCCCGACCACAACAAACAAUAAUAGCCGAAUAAGUGUGAGUGAAAAUGCAGCUAGCUGCAAUCGGCGCAAAACAGAGUGGACCAAAGCAGCCAAAAUCGAACUCGGAAUCAAAAUCAGAAACGGGCGAAGCGAAGCCAUCAUUAGCGAGACAUUUGUAUUUGUCUGACCCCAGCAGCGGUGUCUGAGAAUCGGAAUCGUCAAGUCGGAGAGAGAAGAGAACAGCUCACAGCUCCGCAGUCCCACAGUCCCAAGGAAGCGCCACUCGAUAUGGAAACCGAGUCGAUGGCCCCCAGCAGCAGUGCGGCGGCUGCGGCCACCAAACUCCUGGUGGAGAUCACCACGGACGGGGUGCCCAAGCUCCACUGCCCGGUGUGCAACAAGGCACUGGUCUCCUUAGCCGGAUAUGUGAAGCACGUGAAGAAGCACCAGCCGCCGGGCGGCUUCGAGUGCCGCCACUGCGAUGCUCGGUUUUGUCACGAGGAGGAGCUGACCCAGCACGCGAAGGAUGAGCACGGAGUCACCGGCGCGGCAGCUAGCCAGGAACGUAAGCCCUUCGUUUGCGAGAACUGUGGUGCGGAGUACAAGUACCAGGAGGCAUAUCGCCGCCACUGCCGGACCAAGUGUGGCGAGGAGAAGCCAUCGAAGGAGGAGUCGCGACCCAUGGAGUGCAAGUGCUGCUUCACCCGCUUUUCCAGCAGCUCCAAUCUAACCAAGCACCGACGCAGUCGUCCCGACACCUGUGGCCAGCCGGAGUACGAUUCGCCCGGCAAAUCAAUGAAACGAAAGUCCUUCCGCAAGGGCAGAAAGAGGGACUCCGAUGAUGACACCACCACCGAAGAAUCGGACAGCGACGAUGACAUUCCUCUGGCCAGCCGGCUGAAGACGAAACUGAAGCAGGAGAGCCAGAACUCGGACUCGGGCGACGAGUGUCCCGACUUCGAGCCAAACAACAGUGAGGACGAUGCGGAUGUAUCCGGAUUCCAGCUGCCUCCGCCGGCCAUGGUCAAGGUUGAGGCCUUUGACGAAGAGGAUUUCGAGUACCAGGAUGCCAGCAUGUAUGUGAAGACCGAGAGCACCGAUAUCUUCAGCAACGAAAAGGAUAAGCUCCUGGAUGUGCUCCUCAACGAGGGUGAUGGUCUAAAGCCCUUCGAGAGCUUGAAAGUGGAACAGGGCGCUGGUAUACUGGACGAGAUCGCGGCCGUGCCGCUGGUGGAGGUGGCCGAAGAAGAUGUCCUGGCCCUCAGGGGUCAUAACAAGGAGCACACUGGGGAAAAACGGAAACGAGGCAGACCGCCCAAGGAGAAGAUACCUGUGGUCAAGAGAAAGUAUCGCAAGAGAAACCAACCGAGAUCGCCCUCGCCUGAAGAUUCGUCAAGUACUCCAAAACGCGUAGCUAAGAUCAGCAAAAAGGAGCUAAAGGAGCGCCUCAAGAUGAUCAACAAGAUGGAGAAAUCCUGGAAGUGUCCACACUGCGUCAAAAUAUACCACAUCCGCAAGCCGUAUGAAAAGCAUUUGCGCGACGACCACAAGUUAAAUGAGGCGGAGAUGAAGGAGAUCUUCAAGGACGUCGACGUGCAUGCCAAGCUGGAUGAGGAGGUCUUCAAGUGCCCCAUAUGCAGCAAGAUCUAUUUGGUGGAGAAGCGCUUGGUCACCCACAUGAAGGUGCACGGCGAGGACGGCAAGCUGACCUUCAAGUGUCCCUGCUAUUGCAACCUGUUCUUCGCCACCAAGGAACAGGCCACGGAGCACGCUCGGGCUCAGCACAAGGAGCUGCUCUACUGCGAGAAGUGCGACAAGUACAUGACCGGCCACGACAGCCUCAAGAACCACGAGCGCAACUUCCACUCGAAGAAGGAGCCGCGCAGCCAACAGCGCAACCUCAUCUGCGACAAGUGCGGCAAGAAGUUCACCGGACGCACCUCGCUCUCAGACCACGUGCGUUCCGACUGCGGCCGCCUUCCGCUCUACGGCUGCAGCGUCUGCGGCAAGCAUUUGUCCACAGCUGGAAUUCUCAAGACGCACAUGCUGCUUCACAAGGCAGACACACCGUACCAGUGCGACAAGUGCGGCAAGACAUUCAAGGUGAAGGCACAAUACAAGUCUCACUUGAAGACGCGGCACACGGACUACAAGCCGUACAAGUGCCACCUGUGCCCCAAGGAGUAUCCGUACAGGGAGAGCCUGCUCACCCACAUGACCGUGCACACGGGCAUCAAGCGAUUCCUGUGCAAUAACUGCGGCAAGCGAUUCACUUGCAUCUCCAAUUUGCAGGCCCAUCGUAAGGUGCAUGCCGACACCUGCGGCCAGCUGCCUUUGAAUGCCAAGGCCACCCAGUACAUGGGCGUGCAGCGUGGAAAACUCCUGAUGGGUGCCAAGCCAGAGGCGGGCAUGGAGUACGAGGAGACCAAGACUCUGAUCGCCCAGGACGUCAUCGACAGGGACAUGCCCAUGGCCCAGGAGCUGAACUUCCCAUCCGACGGCUCUGCGCCACUGGCCACCGUGCCACUGAACUACGCCUCCACGCACCUGGUGCCACACAUCGUACUGCAGACCAUGCAAGCCGAGGCCCGGCGAUUGGAGUAACUUCGGAACACAUUCAUAUAGCGAUCCCACUCAAUAAAGAUGCUUUUGUAAA
Molecule: messenger RNA, 2754 nt
Organism: Drosophila suzukii
Lineage: Eukaryota; Metazoa; Arthropoda; Insecta; Diptera; Drosophilidae
Gene: zf30C
Product: zinc finger protein 30C
Biological process (GO): regulation of DNA-templated transcription
Molecular function (GO): DNA-binding transcription factor activity, RNA polymerase II-specific; RNA polymerase II cis-regulatory region sequence-specific DNA binding
Source: RefSeq, a predicted model, not a curated record